GACACGCCUCCCCUCCUCCUCACCCUCCUCCCGUCCUCAACCUUUGUCCAACAGGUGAGGCCCAACCUGGGAGAAGCUGCUGCUUCGGGGCGAAGCUUAUAAAUGCAUGGAAACCUCUUCGAUCCAGCUGUUCCUCCCAGACGUGCUUCUGCAGACGAUGCUGUGCAGCUCGGACGGAGCGAUGUUGUCGGGGCUGCUGGGACUCCUCGUCCUGAGCUCCCUGUGCUCGGGCAUGCUGCAACCAGACACCACCCAGCCCAACAUGGAAAGAAGCUCGAGCUCCGACAACAACACCAUUUACUGGCCUGGAUCAGAAAACAACCCCCCCUGGCCACCCAACCCUCGCAGUGGCCCCCUGCCAACAGGUCCACCGUGGCCAUCUGACGGCAACAUGACUGAAAGGCUUCGGAUGUUUGUGCCCGGCGGCUCCUCCAUGCCUCCGAUGCCCCCGAUGCCCCCGAUGUCCAAUCCACCAAUCUGCGACUACCUGUUCAGCUUACCGGAACCGCCGCCUGCCGACCAGAUCCCGCCUUUCUGCAUCUGUUCACACUGUAAAGGAAUUGUGGGGCCCAAAGGAGAGCGAGGAGACCAAGGCCCUCCAGGUGACCCUGGGAGUCCUGGGAGAAGUGGAAUGACGGGCUUCAAAGGUUAUCGAGGAUUCACAGGCCGUCAAGGGAUAAAGGGUCAAAAAGGAGACAUCGGGGAGAAAGGACAUCUUGGCACAACUGGUUUCACCGGGAUGAAGGGAGACCGAGGAUUCAAAGGAGAAAAAGGUGACCAAGGAACUAUGGGGGCCCCUGGUGCAGAGGGCCCCCAGGGAGAAACCGGCACAUGCCCAGCCACUUGCGACAGUGUGCCAGGUGAACCGGGUGAACAAGGCAUGACUGGACCAGCUGGAGCCCGGGGCCUGCCUGGGAUGAAGGGAUUUCAAGGGCCCAAGGGUAUGAAGGGUGAUAAGGGGGACUUAGGCAGACCUGGGGAACCUGGUAUGAACGGCCAGAAGGGGGAAGAAGGUGAACAGGGGAUGUGUGAGUGCACUGAUGGGGCGGACGGUGUUCAUGGAAUGCCAGGAGAAAAGGGCGACAAUGGGGCCAAAGGUGACACUGGUGCAAAGGGCGAGCAGGGCAUCAUGGGGCCAAAAGGCAACCAGGGUGAUAUGGGUAUCAUGGGGCCGCGUGGUCCCUGCUCUCCAGCCAUCCAGUCGGCAUUCUCAGCAUCUACCAAUCAGUCAUUUCCUCGUCCCAACUGGCCCAUUUCUUUCCCACGUGUCCACAUCAACAAGCAGGGACACUUCAACCCAUUAAUGGGUAUCUACACGGCCCCUGUCAACGGCACCUACGUCUUCUGCUUCCACCUCGCAGUUGCCGAGAAGCCACUUAAAGUUGGCCUGUUCCAUGACUUCUACCCGAAAGUCAAAGUGACAGAAGGAACCUACCCAACCACCACUAGCCACAAGGUUGUCCUCCACCUUGCGAUGGGAGACGAGGUAUGGAUGCAGGUCAAGAACAAUGCUACCAACGGCAUGUACACCGACACAGACAGCACCAGCACAUUCUCUGGGUUUCUGUUGCACCCUGACUCCUGUGAAUUUCCCAUGAAUCGAUCUCCCUUCAUGCCACCCCCAACUCGUAGAACCUACAGCUGGGGGGAUGAUGAAGAAACCACUCCUUCGCAAAAUUAGGCUGUAGUCUGUCGCACAGUUAUAGACAAAGCAUCCAUAACAAACGCCCGAUCAAACUCUGUGUAUUUAUAACUGCAAGAUUUAAAGGAGGGGUAUUCUAGACAUGCAGCAUUGUCCACUUUUGAAAUUGAGUUUUCUGUCAGAGAAGUCACUGUGGUGAUGUGCACGUUGUGUGGCUGAUAAUCUUCACUGUCAUUUCUGUGCUGCUGAGUUGAAUUUCAUAUACAGACUCUAUUUAAAGAUGGACAAACUCUCAGCGAUGCCACCCACAGGUUUUCCUUAGAGUAGUUUUGAAGCUCAGUGUGAUGGUUUCACCCAGUGAUAUCUUGGCAGAACCUGAUGCCCCUCAACCCCCAAGCUUUCUCAACAAUGAACAAACGGGUGAAGCAUGAUUGGAGCUGAGGUGGACCAUGGACUAUUGUAUGACAGUGCCCGCAUGUCACUCUAAGUGAUCAUGCCCUAGUUAUACGUGACCUUAAGCCUUCAGAAAAUUUAAACAGAGGAAAUAUACUAAAAAUUAUUCUCGGCACAGUUGUCAUGAUUGUGGAAAUUAGCUCUGAAAACCAAAAUUGCUUUAAGUUCCAGGUUGUAAACAUGUUUGUUUGGACAUUGCAACAAGGAGUUAUAAGGGAACGGACUUGCUUUUAGAGCCUGUCUCAAGUGGACAUUCGAGGAACUGCAGUUUUUGGCACAUUGCACAUUGGCUGUAUUUUUCAGACAUGGAAGUUACCGCUUGGUUUCUUCAUGUAGUUCUAACAGUGGGAACUGCAAGAAGCGGAUUGUGUAGGAGUUGAAACCGAAACUGUUGCUUUUACCAAACUUAUUGCAAAACAGAAAAGAGUCAAAAUGAUAGAAUGGAUAGAGUCUAUACACACAGUGGUAGAGCUUUGAAAAUGAGAACAUAACGCAAAAAUAUGAAUGAACUUUUCUUCUUUGCAGGAAAUUCAUUUUUUUUGUCAGUUUAAAUUGAAAAAUGUAACGUAUAUUUGAAAAAUGGAAAAAAUAUUAUUUCUGCAUUGCCAUUUUAUCCAAAUCUUCUAAGAAAACAAUAUGUUUUCAGACUAAAUUUUAGACAAAACUUGAUGCUGUAUUUUUGCAUUGUGUGUGUUAAUAAACAACCUGCUGUUAGAAUACUUGAACCUAAACAACUGCUUGCAGAAAUGUGAAGAAAUGAAGAAAAAAGUGACAUAGAUAUUGACCCUGAAAAUACCCCCUCUUUAAAUGUGGAGAUAAAUUCACUUGUGAUUGCAUCUAUACUUUCCAGGAUGGAAAGUUUGACCAGACUACGUUUGAUAAUGUGUUCACUUUCAUAAACUGCUAGAUUGCUAAACUGGCCAAAGACUUUUUCAGGCAUUUGCAGAAAUUCAAAGCUGCUCUAAUGUUAAAUAUUUUUAAAAUGAGAUGUAUUUUUUUGCUUUAGGACCUUUAUCAUUUCAUCUUUUCAUAUGCUGAUGGUGCAUAAAGAAAAAAAAUCUGUUAAAAUAUCAACCUCAGCAAAUGCUUCGAUGGCAAGAGCUUCUACAUUUAAUUUCCAUUAAAAGCAAUGUUGUCUGAAAAUUGACAAAUAGAUUAAAACAUCUACAGCCUACUCUCUGAUCUCAUUUGUACACUGAUUAAUUUUAUGUCCUGCUAGCUUCUUUACAGGGUUUUUCUAGCUCAAAAUGGGAAUGUGUUGCUUUAAAGUAUUUUUACUGCGGUUUCUUUCGUUCAUUCUGCAGGUCAGUUCAUGCAAACUGUAUGUGUUCAGCAUCAUUACAGUACUGAAGGCUGUUUUCAGCAGCUCAUUUACCUCCAAUGUUUUGCAAACCUAAGUUUGAGAGUACCAGUGCAAAACAUGACCCUGAAAGUUUUGCAGUUUUGCUCCCUUAUUUCAGUUGUGAUAUGACAAUGGUAUUUUCAAAUACAAGCCAACCAAAUACUCUGAAGGUUUAGUUAUUUGUAUUAAUAACUAAAAAUAAAGGUUCCUGCUCUUGUAA
Messenger RNA from Acanthochromis polyacanthus (spiny chromis), 3657 nucleotides. RefSeq names its product collagen alpha-1(X) chain-like. The record is from RefSeq and is a predicted model, not a curated record. Gene Ontology annotation, molecular function: protein binding. The transcript is spliced from 5 exons. NCBI's taxonomy places the organism in Eukaryota, Metazoa, Chordata, Actinopteri, Pomacentridae. Bases 107 to 1681 code for a protein of 524 amino acids.